Agelaius phoeniceus (red-winged blackbird) is the source of this 2235-nucleotide messenger RNA. Lineage: Eukaryota; Metazoa; Chordata; Aves; Passeriformes; Icteridae. The record is from RefSeq and is a predicted model, not a curated record.
UUGUUUUAAAACAUUUAUUUACUAAUUUAUUUUCUAGUUUUUUUCAUUUUCAUAUUAUUUGCAUGCUUUUGAAGAACUGAUAAUUUGCCCUCCCGUGGUUUGGCAAACAUUAAGAAUGUUCACUCUGCACUUAGUUUUGGAUGAGGAAAACUUGUAUUAUUGUAACUGAUUAUGGGACCAGAAAAAAGUGUUUCCUCUUCACAUCCACUGGAAAAUGGGUUCUACCAAGGCUGUGAAAGUGAAAGACAAUGAUUACAAAAUCUUCAACAAAUAAAGGCUCGCAUGGAGGUGGAUGCUGAUGGAAAUGGUGCUAAAAUCUUCGCUUACGCCUUCGACAAGAACCGGGGCCGGGGCUCGGGGCGCCUCCUGCACGAGCUGCUCUGGGAGAGGCACAGGGGAGGGAUUGCUCCUGGCUUCCAGGUGGUGCACCUGAACUCGGUGACCGUGGACAACCGCCUGGACAAUCUGCGCCUCGUGCCCUGGGGCUGGAAGCCCAAGGCUGAGGACAUCUCCAGCAAACAAAGGGAACAAAGUCUGUACUGGCUGGCAAUCCAACAACUUCCUACAGACCCCAUAGAAGAGCAGUUUCCUGUCCUGAAUGUAACCAGAUAUUACAAUGCUAAUGGGGAUGUUGUGGAGGAGGAGGAGAACUCCUGCACUUACUAUGAAUGUCACUACCCUCCCUGCACAAUGAUUGAAAAACAGCUCCGCGAGUUCAACAUCUGUGGGCGCUGCCAGGUGGCGCGGUACUGCGGCUCGCAGUGCCAGCAGAAGGACUGGCCGGCCCACAAGAAGCACUGUCGGGAGAAGAAAAGAACCUUCCAGCAGGAGCUCGGCCCUGAGCGGUGACCGGGCGGCAGAGGCCUCUCAGCAGCAGGAUUCCUUCCCAAAGGCAUUGGACUCUUGCUUUUGCACAGUAUGACAGACUGCUUAUCAAAGACAGAGGCACUGAAGAAAAACCCUGUGAUGCUUGAGCAGAAUGGCUGACUGGACUAAGCCAGCUCUGACUGGUGCUGUGGAAAGGGAUCGGGUCUGCCCUUCCAGUAUUAUAUUCUCAAGCAAAAAGACUACUGUGGAGCUCCAGGCAGGAAGCUUCUCAUUAUUUAUAUGUUAAUACGUUUGUAAACUCAUGUACAGUUUUUGUUAGGAAUUCUUGAUAGCAUUCAUUAACUGUAAUGUUCAGAUGAGAACAUGUUGUUGGCCUAAAAGUUAAAAAAAAAGAAAAAAAAAAAAAGAAAAAAAGUCAUGUAGCAAAAGCUUUUCCUCCCAUGUGGCAGAAGUGUCUGUGGCAGUGCCAAGGCCAGCGGGGCAGGCUCUGGCAUCAGCACUUACUCUGGAGAACUCUGCAUGGAAGCUCUAUUUCAAAAAAAUACAAACAUAAAAAAGAGCAAACAAAGUAAAGGUUGGAAUGAAUCCAUGUCUGCUCUCUGGCUUUUUCCCCUUCCCUUCCAGCUGCCUUCAGAGCUCAGUCACCCUGGCUGCUGGCAGUCCCUGCAGGCAGGAGCAGUGCCCCAGGAACUGGCGUGGGGCAAAGGGACCCUCUGGGAUCUGAGUCCAGGACUGCAGCUGGGGCUGCUGGAGAUGGGCCUUGGAGCAGCCAGGAUUCCCAGGGAGCUGGACCAGCUCUCUGUUCCAAAGCCUUGCACAGAAGGCAGUGCUAGGGGAGCUCAGGGAGCAGCUGUGUGUGGAUGUGGUCGCCCUCGUGGCUUCCCCGUAGCAUAGGAAACACUCCAGUCAUGUGCAGAGAUGUUUAAAUAUCUAAUACUGGGUGAUUUGAAUUAUUUAUUCACUUCUUUAAGAGUUGUCAUCAAUCCAAGAAUCACUUUUUGAUUUUUUUUAAUGUAGUAAUGAGUAAAAGUAGUAUGGGAGGAGGAUUUCCCUUGCAGAGCACAUGCCUAUUUUUCUUUUCAUGAAUAAUUAUUUUCUAUUCCAUUUUUGCCUUAGAAGUGUAAGGAACAUCACUUGAGUUUCCUGAAGAGCUAAAUGGAUAAUUUAGUGCCAGGUGUUAGUCUUGCUUCACAGUAGAAGAAUGUGAGCUGCUGAGUGCUUAAUGCAGAGCCUUUCUUGGAGUGCUUAGUGAAAAUUUUUUUGUAAAAGCCGUUUAGAAUUUUGAUUUUUCAAUCAGGAUUCACUUUGCCACUUCAUGUUGCAAUGUUGGUCUUGCUUGUAUUCAAUUUGUUAGAAAAUUGAUCUGCUGUGGACUUCCAAUAUUAUAUUCUGUUUCUAAUAUCUGCA